Diospyros lotus (date-plum) is the source of this 2163-nucleotide messenger RNA. Its product is annotated as TGACG-sequence-specific DNA-binding protein TGA-2.1-like. Bases 451 to 1752 code for a protein of 433 amino acids. Gene Ontology annotation, biological process: DNA-templated transcription; regulation of DNA-templated transcription. Gene Ontology annotation, molecular function: sequence-specific DNA binding; DNA-binding transcription factor activity. The record is from RefSeq and is a predicted model, not a curated record. The transcript has 13 exons. NCBI's taxonomy places the organism in Eukaryota, Viridiplantae, Streptophyta, Magnoliopsida, Ericales, Ebenaceae.
UUGAUAUGCUUCCAAUGGAAAAUGACGUGUGAUGUUGCUUGGAAUGAUCUCAAGUCCUCUCUCUCUCUCUCUCCAUUUCGAGGAAAGAUUGUGGAAGUCGAGGUGGGUCUGUUGAAAUUUGUACAUAAAGAAGAUCGUGGUGCUGGUAGAAUUAUACUACAGUAACUCAGCAAUCUUCGGUCCGGCCAAAGUCAAACGGAGUCGGUGCUUUAACAUCCCUAUCGUUCGAAGCCUUCUAACUUGGGGUUUCUGUGAGCUUUGCCUUCAGGCGUUGUUCCAAGUUUGCAGACUUGGUGCUCCCGAGAGGUGAUAAACUGAAUAUCCAUCCACUCUUUGAUGGGGUUUUGCUGAGGAUAUAGCAAUCGUUUUGUGCCUUAUAGAGGAGUACUGAAUUGAGGCAGCCGAACAGCGAAGAGUGGCGGAUAAGAUGAUUCAAGUGUCGCAUCCGUGAUGCCUAGCUUUGUCCCUCCGAUGCCCAUUUCAAAUACCAUUCGCACAGAGGGGGGCACUAGCCAGUCUUCUCGAAUUUCUGACUUCGGGGUGCUUGAGCAAUCUCUGGGAUUUCAGAUAGUAGAUGCUGCUAACAUUAGUAGAAACCUUGUAUCUCAGUCAACAUUUUCAAGUAGUCCAGUAGAAGGUGCUGAUUUCCAAUUUGGCUCAUUCAGUAAGACAUUGCAGUUGCAGAACCAGCAGUUAAAUAUAGGUUCUGUGUCUGGCAGUCAUCGUGAGAGUGGUGCAGAGUCCAAUAUGGCAGACACCAGUGCUCGAACUGAUACCUCAACAGAUGUGGAUACAGAUGAUAAAAAUCAAAGGUCUGAAAUGGCUCAGUCCAAUGCUAUUGUGGGCUAUGAUUCGAGUGACAGAUCAAAGGAGAAAACAUUGGAUCAGAAGACACAAAGGAGGCUUGCUCAGAACCGAGAAGCUGCCAGAAAAAGCCGAUUGAGGAAAAAAGCCUAUGUACAACAGCUGGAGAGUAGUCGGCUGAAGCUUACACAACUUGAGCAGGAGCUGCAGCGUGCUCGCCAGCAGGGAAUAUUCAUUUCAAGUUCAGGAGAUCAGUCCCAUGCAACAGGUGGAAAUGGGGCCUUGGCGUUUGAUGUAGAAUAUGCACGAUGGUUGGAAGAGCACAAUCGGCAAAUAAAUGAGCUCAGAACAGCAGUCAAUUCUCAUGCAAGUGAUGUUGAGCUUCGCACCAUUGUGGAUAAUGUCAUCACUCAAUUUGAUGACAUCUUUAGGCUGAAGUCCAAUGCAGCUAAGGCUGAUGUCUUCCAUAUCUUGUCAGGAAUGUGGAAAACCCCUGCUGAGCGGUGUUUUAUGUGGAUUGGUGGCUUCCGCUCAUCUGAACUUCUCAAACUGCUGAUGAAUCAAUUAGAGCCUCUGACCGAACAACAGUUACUGGGCAUCUGCAACUUACAGCAAUCAUCACAACAGGCAGAAGAGGCUCUGUCUCAGGGAAUGGAAGCAUUGCAACAAUCUCUGGCUGAGACAUUGGUCAAUGGUUCUCCUGGCCCUUCAGGGUCUUCGGGUAAUGUGGCAAAUUAUAUGGGUCAAAUGGCAAUGGCUAUGGGGAAGCUAGGAACUUUGGAAGGUUUUGUCCGCCAGGCUGAUAAUCUGCGACAACAAACCUUACAACAAAUGCACCGUGUAUUGACAACCAGACAAUCUGCUCGCGCCCUCCUUGCCAUAAGCGACUAUUUCUCCCGACUUCGGGCCCUUAGUUCUCUCUGGCUUGCCCGACCCCGGGACUCGUGAAACAUGAAUUACUACAUCAUGGGAUACCAUCUUGACAAUUGGCUCCUUGGGGUGGUAUUUUUAAUCCUCUCAAAUACAAGCAAAUGGCUGCUGCUUGCUGGAACCUUGCAUAGAAGCCAGGUAUGGUGCGGGUAAAUUUAUUGCAUGUACAAACCCCCACCUGCUCUUGUAAAUUACACCUUUUCUUGUAGGUGUUUGUAUGCAAAUUUGUUGCGCAAUAAUAUGAUCAUGUUGUCAUGUUUAUAUCAGGAUUAGGAAGGAUUUUUGUCUUCAAUUUGGGAUCAGCUGUAGUUGUACAACCAAAACCAAAUCUGUUUUUGACCCACCCCCGUUUUAAUUAGUGUUGAAUUGACCUGGUAAGCCAUUCAGUUAUAUCAAGUUUUUCAAGCUUACUCGCAAGCUUUAAUUUUA